UACGCACCGCAUAAGUGGACACACCAACCAUGAAAUGACAAAAAAGAGGGACUGUAGUUCUUGAUGGAGGGUGUGUCCCUAAUGUCUGUGUGCGCGUGUGUGUGUGUGCGUCCGUGCGCGCAGUAAAGGAGGAGGUCUUCUCAGGCAAACCGAUCCGGCUCUCUCCACCCUUCUGCUCAGCGCUGCCAGCCGACCUCAUCCGCAAACAGUCCGCCGUAAACCUACAACCGAUCACUCUCAGACGGCUCACAUCUGCACUGCAGCGACUUAUGAGGACUUUUCUACGACUUGUUUUCCGAGCUGCACUGCGGAAAUCGCUCUGAAAUCACACGGGACCAUCCUGCUGCUCCAAACCAGAAGUACCAGCCACAGGAAUCUGUUUACGCGCGCGCGUGUGUGUGUGUGUGUGCGUGCGUGCGUGUGUCCGCGGCAGUCUGACUGCUUGUCUGCGUGUGUGAGUCUUCAUCCUCGGUUCAACAAUGUAUCAAGUGGCGAGGAAGCUGUUUUUCACGGACUGCCGGUGCGCAGAGGAUGCGUCCAAAACGUACGAGGAUUUGUUCGCCAAGCUGGACUCCAACAAGGACGGCAGAGUGGAUGUGUCCGAGCUGAAGGCAGGCCUCGCUGCCAUGGGCAUCAAGACUGCGAGGGGCGCAGCUCAGAAAAUCGUUGCCUCCGGAGACCAAGACAAGGACGACGGGCUCGACUUCGGCGAGUUCACCAAGUAUCUGAAGGAGCACGAGAAGAAGUUACGGCUCACCUUCAAGAGCCUGGACAAAAACAAUGAUGGUCGAGUAGACGCUAUGGAGAUAAAGCAGUCGCUCGCCGAUCUGGGACUGGACAUCAGCACAGAGGAGGCACAGAAGAUCCUUCAGAGUAUCGAUGUGGAUGGCACCAUGACUGUGGACUGGAAUGAAUGGAGGGAGCAUUUCCUGUUUAACCCAGCCACCAACCUGCAGGAGAUUAUCCGCUACUGGAAGCACAGCACGGUGCUGGACAUUGGCGACAGCCUCGCCAUCCCAGAUGAGUUCACAGAGGAGGAGAAGACGACGGGUCUGUGGUGGAAGCAGCUGUCAGCGGGGGCCAUGGCAGGCGCCGUGUCCCGCACAGGCACCGCCCCGCUGGACAGGAUGAAGGUGUUCAUGCAGGUUCAUGCCUCCAAGAGCAAUAAAAUCAGUCUGGUCGGUGGUUUUAAGCAAAUGUUAAAAGAAGGAGGCUUGACGUCUCUGUGGAGAGGAAACGGUAUCAACGUGCUGAAGAUCGCCCCUGAGACGGCCAUUAAAUUCAUGGCCUAUGAGCAGUAUAAGAAGCUGCUGUCCAGUGAACCAGGGAAGGUCAAGACCCACGAGAGGUUCAUGGCUGGAUCGCUGGCUGGAGCCACAGCACAAACUGCCAUCUACCCCAUGGAGGUGCUGAAAACCCGUCUGACCCUGAGGAAGACCGGACAGUACUCAGGGAUGUUCGACUGUGCCAAGAAAAUCCUGAAGAAUGAGGGAGUGAAAGCAUUUUACAAGGGCUACAUCCCCAAUAUUCUGGGCAUCAUCCCCUACGCUGGCAUAGAUCUGGCGGUGUAUGAGAGCUUGAAGAACCUCUGGUUGUCCCAAUACGCCAAAGACACAGCCAACCCCGGCAUUAUGGUGCUGCUUGGCUGUGGUACUAUAUCCAGCACAUGUGGCCAGCUGGCCAGUUACCCCCUGGCUCUGAUCCGCACCAGGAUGCAGGCACAAGCUUCAGUUGAAGGGUCAGAGCAGCUUCCCAUGAACCUGAUGGUGAAGAAGAUUGUGGAAAAGGAAGGCUUCUUUGGACUUUACCGUGGUAUCCUGCCCAAUUUCAUGAAGGUGAUACCGGCUGUCAGCAUCAGCUACGUGGUGUAUGAGUACAUGCGGUCUGGCCUGGGUAUUCAAAAGUAGGCCGCAGAGUCGUCUGUGGCCGUGUUGAACGUUAGAGGAUGUGGAUCAUUUUGCGUUAUUUCAACCCGUCGUAUAAAGAACUUGUUUACCUGUAGGUCACCAAAGUCUGGACUCAAACUGCUGCAGAUGGAGCCAUUGUAGAAGUUUUUCAAGUGAUUGCAGCACUUUGGCUGAACUGUUGAGCCAUUAUAUAAAAAAAGGAAGCCUGCAGUGCUCACAUAGAGCUGCUAAUGAUUAAUCUGACUUCUGCAAUGUUUUCAACGGCAUGUUGUUUGUCCAGCGUGCGUUUAGGAUGCAGCCACAGAUUUACACUAACUGUCAGUGUCUGGGCCCAGUUUAGGUCAACUGACCUGCAGUUUAAUCAACCAAAGAGGUGGAUAUUAAGAAUUAGAAAAUCAAAUAACACUGGUUAGAGGCUAAUUUUGAUCUAAGACCUUUUUUUUUGUUGAAUUGGGUAGAAAUGUAAUUUUUAUAUCAGUCACUUGAGGUAUGGGUCCAGUUAUGCAAAUACACCAUACAUGUCACAUGUUGUCCUAAUAUUUGACCAAAAGGCACCGUAUUGCACCAAUACAAAAAGUGAAGCACUUCCUGAAGUGGAUUAACACUUUUUUUUGCUACCUUUAUCAAAAGUAGACCAAAGGUUGAAAAUUCAUCUUUACAAUUACAGACAUAUACACAUUAUGUCGUUCCCAGAAUAUUGUGUAACAUGUUACUUGUGAGUGGGGAGCAGUUUCACUGAGAUAUCUGUGGAACCUUAUGAAGUGCAAUACUGUAUUUAGUGUUCGGUGAUUCAUUCUGUUGUGUUUGAGACAGGUUUGGUGUUUUUGGAUUGGUUUACACCCCAGUGUUGUUGGUUUCCCAAAGGUCUCUUUUAUAUCGGAUGUCAUUAUUGCACAUUUUCAGUGAGUUUGGUGAACAGGGGAGUAAUGUGCCUUAUGUGCUUUUUGUCAGAUAUCUGUGGACUUCUCCACCCUCCACUUUUUCUUGCCUUUCUUUUCAAUAUUUGGUUAAUUAGAUGCUGGUGUUUACAUUAAUAAAACAUUUGAA
Messenger RNA from Chelmon rostratus (copperband butterflyfish), 2954 nucleotides. It is a transcript of the gene slc25a24, whose product is annotated as solute carrier family 25 member 24. Gene Ontology annotation, cellular component: mitochondrial inner membrane. The record is from RefSeq and is a predicted model, not a curated record. Gene Ontology annotation, molecular function: ATP transmembrane transporter activity; calcium ion binding. The coding region runs from base 480 to 1907 and encodes 475 amino acids. The transcript is spliced from 10 exons. Lineage: Eukaryota; Metazoa; Chordata; Actinopteri; Chaetodontiformes; Chaetodontidae. Gene Ontology annotation, biological process: transmembrane transport.